CCGUCUGUUUUCGUACCCUUUCUCCAUCCUCAUUUCUCUUUCCCAAUUUCUUCCUUUGGCUCUUUCAUUCGAUGGGGUUCAGCGACGAAGCGAGCUCCUCCGGCUACGGCCUCGACGCAUCGGGGCCGCUCCUCCCGCCGGUGGGCGGCGGACACCCCGGCUCGCUCUCGUCGCAGACGAAGACGUUCGCCAACGUCUUCAUCGCCAUCGUCGGCGCCGGCGUCCUCGGACUCCCCUACGCCUUCCGUCGCACCGGCUGGGCCGCAGGCGUCAUCCUUCUCCUAUCCGUCGCCGUCCUCACCUUCCACUGCAUGAUGCUUCUCGUCCGCAUCCGCCGCCGCAUCGACCCAGAUCGAUCCGCGAAGAUCGCCUCUUUUGGCGACCUCGGAUUCGCCGUCUCCGGAUCCGUCGGCCGCAUCGCGGUCGAUGUCAUGAUCGUGCUCAGCCAGGCCGGGUUUUGCGUCGGCUACCUCAUAUUCAUCUCCAGCUCCCUCUCCCACCUUCUUCCCCUCUCCUUCGCCUUCCUCUCCUCGAAAGCGGUGUAUGUCUUCGCCAUGUUGCCGUUCCAACUAGGCCUCAACUCGAUCAAAACCCUAACCCUCCUCGCCCCGCUCAGCAUCUUCGCGGACGUCGUCGACCUUGGGGCCAUGGGCGUCGUCAUCGUUGAAGAUUUUUCCAUCUUGUUCUCCAACCCCCCACCCCUCCACGCGUUCUCCGGGCCCUCCGUCCUCCUAUACGGAGUCGGCGUCGCCGUCUAUGCCUUCGAGGGCAUCGGAAUGGUCCUCCCCCUCGAGGCUGAGGCCGCCGAGAAGUCCAAGUUCGGCCGCACUCUUGCCGUCUCCAUGGGCUUUAUCGCCCUAAUCUACGGCCUCUUCGGCGCGCUCGGCUACGCUGCCUUCGGGGAUGAGACCAGGGACAUCAUCACCACUAACCUCGGCGCCGGAGUUCUCACGGUGGUCGUCCAGAUUGGCCUCUGCAUCAACCUCUUCUUCACCUUCCCGGUGAUGAUGAACCCAGUGUUUGAGGUUGCGGAACGGUGGGUCUGCGGGAAGAGGUACUGCUGGUGGCUCCGGUGGCUAGUGGUUCUGGUGGUAAGCCUUGUGGCCACUCUUGUGCCCAACUUUGCGGACUUCCUGUCUCUAGUCGGGAGCAGCGUGUGUGUGAUACUAGGAUUCGUGCUGCCUGCGGCCUUCCAUCUGAAGACUUUCAACUUCGACCUGGGCUGGGCUGAAGCUGCUUCUGACAUUGCUAUAGUUGCUAUCGGGAUGGGACUAUCCAUUUCCGGCACCUGGUCUUCUUUCAUGGCCAUCUUCAGCUCUGUGGAAGUCUGAACUCUGUGAGUUCGUGCCUAGCAACACAGUUAUUGAAGAUUUAAGUCCAAAUUCUCAUUAUUUACGAGAUGAAGAAGAAGAAGCAGAAUGGAACACUGGAAAGAAUCUCAGAUUCUCACGUAUUAAUUGAGGAGAAGAGAAUUCAAGAAAAAUAUCGCUUCGAAUUCUUUUUAUGAACUAGAUAUCUGUUGAAAAUCGAAUAAGCUUGUAAUCUGACUUUAUGUUGUAUGGAAAAUCUUGUGAUUGAUGCAUGAUUGAUUCAAGCUAUGAACUAUUUACCCUCAAUGUUUUAGUGUAAGACUGGAGAAUCUGUUUUAUCAGUAUUAAUUACUAUCUGAUCUAUUA
Messenger RNA from Zingiber officinale, 1676 nucleotides. RefSeq names its product amino acid transporter AVT3C-like. Gene Ontology annotation, cellular component: vacuolar membrane. NCBI's taxonomy places the organism in Eukaryota, Viridiplantae, Streptophyta, Magnoliopsida, Zingiberales, Zingiberaceae. Gene Ontology annotation, biological process: amino acid transmembrane transport. The transcript has a single exon. Gene Ontology annotation, molecular function: amino acid transmembrane transporter activity. The coding region runs from base 72 to 1331 and encodes 419 amino acids. The record is from RefSeq and is a predicted model, not a curated record.